AUGUAUAAAAAUUAUGCAAUAAGACAAAGUAAGAUCAUGAAUAAGUUUUUAAAACAAAAUGAAUCUAAAAGAAAGUGGUAUAAAAAUAAUCCACCAGCUGAAUUGGAUUUUCAUUCAAGUUUGCUAAAGGAGAAAAAACCUUCGGUUCAUGCACAGAGAAGAAUGGUUGUACUUAACAAAUUGUUUAUGAAAAAUAUAACUGACUUAAUGUCAACGUGUGAAGCUGCAUCAGAGCUUUCAGAACGUGGUGUCGAAAUAACAAAUGUGAGUAUUUCUUCAGAUUAUAAAAGUCUUAAUGUAUAUUGGACAUUAGAAAAAGUGGACGACGAUAAGAAUUGGCCAACAACAAUAGAAGAAGUUUUACAAAAGAAUUCAUAUAUGUUACGUCAUGAACUAUCCCAAAUGCAUAUCAUCAGUAAUGUACCAAUUAUCUGCUUUGUGAAAGAUAAAAUAAUUUCUAAUGCAAGAGAAGUUGAAAGUAGAUUAGCAUCACUUGACUUAGAUCAAGAUUAUAUUGAAAGCAAGGAAAAAACAAAACAAUUAGACAUUACUAAUGACAAUGAAACUGAUCAGUCUGACAAUAGUUUUCAAAUAACAUUACCAGAAAUGAGGCAUGAUGUUCUAGGAUUAGACCAUCAUAGAAUCAUGUCAAAGGAUGUAUUAGAAUCACAUUCAGAACUAAAGGGACAACCUUUGUCUGCUUUUCUUAAUAACGAAGAUAUUUCUAAAGAGAAUCAUAAUUGA
Polistes dominula (European paper wasp) is the source of this 744-nucleotide messenger RNA. RefSeq lists its product as uncharacterized. Gene Ontology annotation, biological process: rRNA processing. The record is from RefSeq and is a predicted model, not a curated record. NCBI's taxonomy places the organism in Eukaryota, Metazoa, Arthropoda, Insecta, Hymenoptera, Vespidae.